CAGAGACAGGUAGUGGUGGGGGUGUACAGUGCCAGAGCUGGGCUGUCACUCACUGAGACUGACACAGAGAGAGGGAGAGAGGGAGGGUCAGAGAGACAGAGACAGGGAGAGAUAGUGGGUGGGGGUGUACAGCGCAGGAGCUGGGCUGUCACUCACUGAGACUGACACAGAGAAAGGGAGAGAGGGAGGGACAGAGAGACAGAGACAGAGACAGAUAGUGGGUGGGGGUGUACAGUGCCGGAGCUGGGCUGUCACUCACUGAGACUGACACAGAGAGAGGGAGAGAGGGAGGGUCAGAGAGACAGAGACAGAGACAGAUAGUGGGUGGGGGUGUACUGUGCAGGAGCUGGGCUGUCACUCACUGAGACUGACACAGAGAGAGGGAGAGACAGAUCCCCACCCACAGCCUGCACAGAGUCUCCAUAACCUUCAGCAACUGUCAGCCUUUUCCCCCUGAACCGACAUGAAGGAGAAACAGAGGAAAAAGAAAGGACGGACCUGGGCGGAGGCAGCGCGAACGGUACUGGAGAAGUACCCAAACACACCAAUGAGCCACAAGGAGAUCCUACAAGUCAUCCAGCGUGAAGGACUCAAGGAGAUCAGUGGCACCUCUCCAUUGGCUUGUUUGAAUGCUAUGCUUCACACAAAUUCGAGGGGAGAAGAAGGUAUUUUCUAUAAGGUGCCUGGUCGAAUGGGAGUCUAUACUUUGAAGAAGGACGUCCCAGAUGAAAUGAAGGAACUGUCAGAGAUGUGGGAUGACAGCAGUGAUGGUCAAUCAGACUCGCAGAGCACAGACAGCCAUGAGAAAAGGGAAAGAAAGAGAAUUUCAUCCAGGUUGUCGCCUCAACCAGCUUCACCGCAGUCAGGCUGCCCCUCUCCUUCCAUCUCACAGAAUAAGAUUAUGUCUCCAUCCCAGAAGCACAGCAAGAAAGCCCUCAAACAGGCCCUGAAACAGCAGCAACAGAGAAAGCAGUGUCGGCCUGGCCUACCAGUGUCCUCCAACCCAAGGCUGUUACUGAAGUCUGUCAAAGCUACUGACCAGACAGUUUCCAAGACUGGUUGGGAAAUUAAACAAUCAGACGGCUGUUCAGCAAGUCCUCAGAAUUCAACUUCCAGCUCAUCAUCAUCCGGGAAAAUGGACCAAGCCCUGCAAGGACUGGGCAGGAAACCCUCUCAGAGGUCUGACAGACUCAAUGCAAGACAGCUGAAAAGGACAAAAGCCACCGACAUUGAUGUGGAGACACCAGACUCCAUACUUGUAAACACAAAUCUACGGGCUCUUAUAAAUAAGCACACCUUUUCUGUUUUCCCUGGAGACUUCCAGCAACGCUUGCUUCUCCUGCUUCCUGAGGUGGACAGACAGGUGGGUACAGAUGGUUUGAUGCGUUUGAGCACCUCAGCACUCAAUAAUGAAUUCUUUACUUCUGCAGCCCAGGGUUGGAAGGAACGCUUAUCAGAAGGAGAGUUCACUCCAGAGAUGCAACUGAGAAUACGACAGGAGAUAGAAAAAGAAAAGAAGGUGGAACAAUGGAAGGAGAACUUUUUUGAGAAUUACUAUGGCCAAAAUUCUGGCAUAAGUCUGGAAGACUCCGAAAAGCUGACUUCAUUGUCGAAUAAUGUUGAGGAUCAUCAACAUCAUCAACCCAAACAACCCCCUCUCCAAUCAGUCACAGAAGAAACUUCUAUCAAGGCAGAGACACCAGCUGAGCCAAAAGAAGAAGCUGACAAUAAAGCAAUAACCAAAGAAGAAGGCAUGCCAAUAAUAGAAGCAAAGGUUGAAGCAAUAGAAAAAUCUCCAAUCUCUUCCAAACAGUGUUGCAGCAAACCAUCUCCAGAUAUUAAAACCCAUCAAGAUGAUAAACCUUUGGAGAUUAGUACUCUGCCUGAGAAGAAGGUGGAUCUUGAACUGACUCCUUCAAUGUUACAGCAAGAUAAUCAAACUCCAAAAGUAGGCUCUGUUAUCUCCCAAGAAGCUAAAGCCUCAGUACCCAAGGCAGAAUUAGACCAAAACCAGUCCAAGUUAGAGAGUUCAGAAACAUCUGAAAAUAAAGAGCCUGGGGCUGUAAAUUCAGUGGAAAGCAAGACCCCUGAGUCCUCUAAGGAAGACCAAGUUCUAAAAUCUACUGAAGAAAUGGAAGCUAUUGCCGAGAGUCUUAAAAGGAAGUCUACCAGUGAAGAAGAUUCUCUGCUCAGUCCUGAGAAAAAGCCUCGCGUUGUGGAAACCCAGUUAUUUCGGACCCCACCUAAGGACUUUCCCAGAAACAAAGAUGAGCCACGUGAACUCAAAGUCCCACCUCUUAAGAUUCCAGUCUCAAGAAUCAGACCUGUGCCUACCCAGACUAGCCAGGUCUCUCCAAGGGCCACUUUCCCACAGCUCGUCAUUAGUCCUGGGAGAACUGGAGCCAGGACUCUUGCAGACAUCAAAGCUAAAGCUCAACUGGCCAAGGCCCAGCGGGCAGCAGCAGCAGCAGGAGGAGGAGCAGUUCCAGGCCCAGGUCCAGGGGGAGGGAGUGGAGGGGGUGGAGGGACUGCGCUCACUAAGUCUUCAGGACAGGGGAGCACCUUGGAUGUGGACGGAACUGGAGGCAGGAGAGGUGUUGGAGGGCCCUUGUUUGAUAAUUCAGGACAACAUUCCAGAACACGCCCAGAGGCUGCAACCAAGGUCCCAACCAGUAUGGCUACGAGAACACAAUUACAGCAAGCCCCCGAGGCGCAGUGCCUACCUGCAAUUAGCAAUGCAGGCUCCAGCAAACCCUCAACCACAAUGACCACACCAACAUUAACAUUAUCAUCAAGUGCACAUGCACCAACAUCUGUGACUUCACUGCCAUCCUCACACACCUGCCCAGUGACAACAAACAGUACAGCAACAAAACCUACUCCUGUUCCAUUGAAGACACAAACUACAAACCAGAUUCCCAGUGCAGCCUUGACACAUGUUUUGAAACCUGGAUCUGUUUGCAGAGGUUCGGAGUAUGCAAAGAUGGCAACUCAAAGCUCAGGAAAUUUUGCGGUGCACAGUAAAGCAGGUGAAGUGAGUAUUCAGCCUUUGACAGACUCUAAUGUUAGAGUGCCAGAUGUAAACAGAAAGCUGCUUUCUGAGACUCAGCUGCCUUCCCUUUCACAGAGGAGCCAUCAGGUUCCAGCUUCUGCCGGUGUCUUUGUCACAGCAGCUGGUUCUAUUUCUGUGGCACCUGGAAACACAGAAGGGACUUUACUAGUGUCUGAGGCAAUGACAAAUGUAGAAAGCCCUGUAAUUACACCUGCUACAUCUACACCUUUACUUUGCACCUCACAUGAUGUACCUAGCCUUAAAGCACAAGAACUUGUUUGUGGAACCAUACCAAAAAUGAGUUCCUCCAUCCCUGCAAAUAAUCCAUUGGUUACACAGUUGCUGCAGGGGAAGGAAGUGUCACUGGAGCAAUUCCUGCCAAAGCCUCUAACCAAAGCAGAGAUGAAGCCUGUAUAUCAGUUUCCGAAAAGUUCACUCGACCAGAAAAUGAAGCCAUUGCCUGAUGGCACGUUGGUAGUGUCGGUGACUAUGGCGAGUGCCAGCACUGUGAUUCAGGACUCCGGUGAGGUACCUACUGACCUGAUCAAAGGAAGAGAAUCUCAGACGGUACCAGAGCAAGUCCUUGGAUCAGUUGAGCAGCAGAGACAGCAAGAGCUGUUUGAACAGGCUGCAAAACAGAGUUCUACCAGUGAAGAGCAGCAGACCAGUGCUGCUGAGCCAGUCUGUACUCAGUCAGAAACACUCAGCAGCACGACCCAAGAGAGAAUACAGCCAGCCGCUCUGAGUAAUGUGCAGAGCCAAACCUUAGCUCCAGUAUCUUUACAACACAAUGCCAACAAUUCAGCUUUUCCUUCCACAGGGGCUUCAGUUGGUCAAAGAUCGAGGUUUGGUUUGAUGGGGACAAAGUCUGCCCUUAAACCGGCUGUAUCUGGUCACUAUCUCCUGAACACAGCAACGUAUGGAAGAGGUUCAGAGAGCUGGAAAAGAGCCCAUGUUCAAAGUACUGAGGCUCAUGUUGGUAUAAAUGGCCUGGUGGAGACAUCUGAUGGUGAUGUUAAGGAGGGCAUAGUAAAACAAGUGGAUGGUAACAUUCAGGUAGCAUCAGAACCAAUAAACAGCUCAGUGUCCUGUCAUCCUCCACCUGUACUAAUUAAAGCAGAGCAAGAUUCUACCCAGAUGGGUGACAGCAUUGCCUGCCCUCAACUAGAUCAUUUGUCCAGCGGAUAUUUGAAAGUGGAAGCACCCACACAUGAAUAUAGACACACUGGAAAGGAGAACACUCCUUUACUGGCUCCUGCACAAAUGGCUGGUAUAUCUGUGACUAAAGAAUUCUAUCAGGGACUCCAGUCAAACUUAGCCCAUGUUGGUGGUGGCAAAUUCAUGCAGAGUCACCAAGACCCUUACAGGAUAUCCAGCCUAUCUGUAGGAUUUCAACAGCCUUCUCAGCACCAAGAGAAGCUUCCCACUUCAGGAAACCGUGCAAGUUCCCAGUUUGCAUUUAAACCAGUUCAGAGUAGUAGUAUCAAUGUUCCUUCUGUUUCAUCUGUAAACCAUUGCUCCACAUUGACAGGAAUGUCUGUGUACAGCCAAGUCUCAAAUAACUCCGGAAAUAUGGUGUCAUUCUCCGUUACUGUGACAACACUUCCUGCUGGUCAGUCAAUAAAUACAAGCAGCCAAUCUGCCCAAACAUUUCCUGAAGGUGGUACCAUGGAUGACUCUCCUUCUAAAUGUUAUUGCAGGCUUAAAGCCAUGAUUAUGUGUAAAGGAUGCGGAGCAUUUUGUCACGAUGACUGCAUUGGACCAUCUAAAUUAUGUGUUUCUUGUCUGGUGGUACGAUAAAUAAACCUGGUUUCCUUCAUUAGAAAGAAAUUUAUCUGGACUGGCAUAUGCCAUGCACAAGAGAAAUAUCCAAUCAGAAAAAAAGUUAUAUCAAAUUUAUUAACAAUGGCACCUUUUUUCUAGGCUUCCUUGGCUGGUAUGUGUUAAAUGAGACAGAGUUUGCACUAAAGAUCAUGCUCAGAUUGUAUUCUAUUUUUUUCAGACAAAAUUUUGAACAGAAGUGAACAGGGUAACUAAUGAAAACAUGUUUGAUAUAUUAUUUAAAUGCCUGAUCAUAUUAACAGGGCCCUUGUGUAUUUUAGCCUUUUCUCCCCUCAACCUUCCCUUAGCCUCUAAUACAUUGACAUGAAAGAGCAAAUGUGAAAUUUGCACAGCCAGUGAACACUGCAUUUGCUAACCCAAUUUCUUCACCUCAGAACAAGAUUGGUGAGUACAAGUUUUCCAGGCUAGGCAGUGAACUUGCGACUUUUCAUAAUGAAUACUUGUUUAGGUAGAAUCUAAACUCUUAAAUCCCAAAGCUGACACUUUUUGUUAAUUGCUGCACUUGGGUUUCAAUUGGAGAGAUUGGCAAAUGCUAAAAUACAGGCAAUACAGCUGUAAUGUCAACAAGUAAAACUAAAUACAGUCAGGAUCAGAGCCUCCAGACUUUGAGAUGAACUGUAGAGCAUGUGCUGACAUCAUGUUACUGAAGAAAGAACUGCACUGUUACUGAAUUUAAAUAAAACUCCAUCAAUCUGCUGUAACAAGCAUUAAUCUUUUUAAUACAAAAUAUUAGCCAUCAGACCGUAUUUGAAGGUUGGAAAACACACUAAUUGAGUAUAAUUUAGAAGGUGCAACUUUGCAAAUGGUCUUUAUCAUUAAGAUUGUUGCAGUGUAAACAUACGAAAAACCCACCGUGAUUGCAUUGUAUGUUUUCUCUUAGGAACUCUUUGAAAUCUCAAUGCAAGGAAUAAUGAGGAGACCAUAAUAGGAUUUUAAUCGUUUCCAUUUCCAGGAAUAAUGAUAGGAUAAAUGGUUAAGGAAUUUCCACCAUAUCAGUUUCAUGUUUCAAUGACUUCAUUUUAAAAUAUGUAUUCAAAUAAUUGUCCCAGCUGUCUCCUUUUGUCAUAGAAAAAUCUUCCCUUAAUGAAAUUUUAUUGAUCAAAACCCUAGAAUAGUAUUCCAGACCAGCUUGGUGUCUGUGAUAUGAUAAAGAGAAGCUUUCAGAUCAACAUUUAGUACUUACAGAUACCUCAGUUUUUUGAUGAGGUCAGCAUACUAACAAUUAAAUCAGGAAUAAACAGCAUCGCUUAAGUUCAAAAUUCUAACAUAAUGAUGUUCACUAAUCUGUUAGCUACACCAGAAGUCAGCAAUGUUCCUCUUACUAUGAGAGGUGAGCACAGUGCAGCCUGGUAACUGAUCAUUACAAUUGCCUUUGACUUCCAGUAGAUUUUAGCAGGUGUCUAUGAUUUGUGGAACAUGUCACAUACAGAUUGAAAGGUUACAGACAGGUCUUGUAGUCGACAACUUUCUUUAAGGGGCCAACAAAAUGACCUAAUUUGUUGAUAACGGCAAGUUCUUUUUCCUAAUCUCCCUUUUAAUGUUGUUAAAAACAAUAAAGUCCAGCAUUCUUUAAUUGUUGCUCGACACAUGACAGUAGCUUACCAAGUUUUGUUUAAUUUAUGUCAGUUUGGAUUUUAACAGGGUUGUAAAUCUUCCCACUGCUUCUUGUUGUCUUUGAAGACAUUAAUAUUCUGCCUUUUGAUGCAAAUUUUUGAGGAUCUAUUGAGUAAAUAGUAGAGAAAAUGUAAAAAAUAAAUUAGGCCUAUAUAUAGUUUUUAAAAUAAAACUGUUUUUCACAAAUACCAAUAUAGAAAUCACUAUUUUUAAAAUAAAUAAAGGAUUUUUAAAGAAUUUAAAAGAUAAAGAACAUUUCUUUCACUUUAUAUUGGUUGCACAUCAUGUUUUGUGUUAAAAUCAAAUAAGUGGCAAAAUAUUUAAUAUUUUGCUUCCAAUAGUAAUAACCUAAAUAAAAUCCCCCAUGGCAGUUAUAAUAAAGUUGCAUGGUCAGUAAUAUUGAAAAUACUCAAUACUUAAAACUGUAUCAGUAAAUGGUCUAUGUUGUCAUUAGAGGCAAUUGGAAUUAUUGCCACAUUAUGCCACUUGUAAAGAACAUAGAAUCUUUAUUUCUGGUAUUGUCUUUCUUGUUACAGAUUAUAUUUUUCUCUCAAAAAAUUUUAAAACCUGUUCUUAUAAUGGAGAGUGUACAUUUGAAAUAUAACUCCUGUAUGAAAUGUAUUUUAUCACCAGAACA
Stegostoma tigrinum is the source of this 7145-nucleotide messenger RNA. Its product is annotated as putative Polycomb group protein ASXL2. Gene Ontology annotation, molecular function: chromatin binding; peroxisome proliferator activated receptor binding; DNA binding. Gene Ontology annotation, cellular component: PR-DUB complex. The transcript has 12 exons. Bases 464 to 4852 code for a protein of 1462 amino acids. Gene Ontology annotation, biological process: animal organ morphogenesis; positive regulation of transcription by RNA polymerase II. NCBI's taxonomy places the organism in Eukaryota, Metazoa, Chordata, Chondrichthyes, Orectolobiformes, Stegostomatidae. The record is from RefSeq and is a predicted model, not a curated record.